This is a messenger RNA of Eupeodes corollae, 1071 nucleotides long. RefSeq lists its product as uncharacterized. Lineage: Eukaryota; Metazoa; Arthropoda; Insecta; Diptera; Syrphidae. Bases 18 to 941 code for a protein of 307 amino acids. Gene Ontology annotation, molecular function: nucleic acid binding; zinc ion binding. The transcript has 2 exons. The record is from RefSeq and is a predicted model, not a curated record.
UCACACCUCAACUAAAUAUGGAUACAGAAGGAUGGAAGCUGUUAUUGGAGCAGCAAAACAAACAUUUUAUGGCACUACUUCAGGCAAUGAAGACGCCAACGACAAGCAACAGUGUACAGUUGCCUGUAUAUGAUCCUGACAAACAAAAUGCGAAUGCCAGAGCUUGGAUUUCAACAUCAGACAUUUGCAUGGGAGACCAGCCACUUCAUGACGCCGCUCUAGUUAUUGAGUUGAGUCGUGCUCUCAAAGGACAAGCUUCGGAAUGGUUUUCUUCUGUCUCAUUUUCUGGUAUGACAUGGAAUCAGUUCAAGGACAUGUUUCAGGCUAGGUAUGACUGUCCAGAAACAUCUGCGGCGUUCCUAAUUAAUGUUGGUAACACCAAGCCCAAGGAGGGCGAGUGUCUUGCAUCAUUCGCUGCAAGCAUGUUAACGUCUUUGUUGUCCCGUUGGAAAAACCUGUCGCCAGAACAAAUUGCUGUCGCCACAGUUUUGGCACAAUUAUCUCAGUUCGAGCCCCGUGUCCAACGACUUGCAUUCACGACUGAAAUUGAAGACAGGAAUCGUUUGCAACAGGAGUUAAAGGCAUUGUCAUUCCUGAAGAGACGAGCUAAUCCAUCUGAAGUUAGUGGAGUUGAUGCUAAGCGAUUUAAAGCUCCUCCGACAAACAUAACGUGUUUCAAAUGUGGAAGAGUUGGCCAUAAAUCUGUUACCUGUCGUUACUCAAGCAUGCGGUCAACAGAAUCAUCGUCCAAGGAGGUUCCAGCUGCUAGGUCGACAAACAAUAUUACUUGUUUCAAGUGUGGAGGACCUGGACAUUUUGCAUCUCGUUGCCUUGGUGUUAGUAGCAGGAGUGAAAGCAGUUCCGCAGUUUCUUCAGAUGUACGCAGAGUUGAUGUUUGUCAAAUUGAUUCCCCUUCAGGGACACUAACACAUUUUGAAUGAUGAACGUAAUCAAACGAAACUUGACCAAAAAUACAAAGGCCCAUUCAGUGUUAUAGAAGUUCUAGAUGGUGAUAGAUAUGUUCUCAAAGCUCUUGAUUCUAAUCGCACUUAUAAAUAUGCUCAUGAUCGC